UAUUUCAUAUUAUAAUAUUAUAUUAAUGUUUAUAUGUGUAUUUAGUUUCGUUGUGAUUCUGAUUCCUGAAAGUACGACAUUAGCAGGAGUCCCUGAAUGCACCACUGUUCAAAAACUUCCCGGUGAGCUUUUCUAUAAUAGACGUUCAAGUCGGCUCGUAAAUACGGAAACCGUACAGACCAGGGUCCAGCUUUUUAAGCCACUGUGGCUUUCAGUUUCUCACAACUGGCUAACAUGUAACCGACCUGUCUCCCUCCCUCCCUCCCUCCCUCACCCUCGGUAGCGCCUCCUCGCCGCCUCUGCACCCGGUUCCAAAGUACAAGUAACGUUAACGUCAGGUUGGUUAUGUUCAUGUGAGAGUUCACCAUGUCAAAGGGCAUUUCCCCGGUCGACUAGCACCUGGAGUCGCUUCUCAGUUUGGAUCCCCUCCGACUGUCAACCCCCAAACGCUGCUGUAACGUUAAAGGUUGUUGUGUUUUUAUACAGGAAGCCCAAAAAAAAAAAAAAUGAGUCGAACCGGAGAAACAACCGGGGAAACCUCCAAAGCUUCAGCUUCCUCACAGACUAACGCCGCAGACCAACGACGGAGGACGAACAUUAUUUACAUCGUGUACCUCAUCGCUGCUCUGGAUAUCACAUGGAUGUUUCUGCAGUUCUCCGUCACCCCUUAUUUGGCAAAGAAACUCGGCUUCGACACCUUGUGGUUUGGUUAUUUACAAACCACGGUGGGUGUGAUCCAGCUGUUGGGAGGUCCAAUGUUUGGGAGGUUCGCGGAUCUCUUCGGAGCACGAGUAGCCUUGUCUCUGGCGUGUGCUUCAACCGUAGUUUUCUUUCUGCUGCUGGCCAUAGCAGACCAUCCUGCCAUGCUCUUCAUCCACAAACUGCCCACAGUCUUCAUGCAUGUCCUACCUGCAUCUCAGAUGGUCGUUGCAGACCUCUCAGAACCUGAAAAAAGGGCAGAUGCUUUAUCCAAACUUGGUCUGUGUUUCGGCGUCGGUAUGAUAGCUGGCUCCACGCUGGGCGGCCAUCUUAACACACGCUAUGGGGAGACCUUCACUGCCUGUGUUGGUGCCGUGGGGAGUGCCUUCAGCUUACUGUUGGUUUUAAAGUUUAUUCCAAAAACUACCAAGGUUCAAGCUCCAAAAACCAACACAGACAGUGAGACCAAAGGCAAGUCAGUAUUCAGCGUGGGAGAGAUCACACGACUGAUGAAGUUUCCAGGUGUGGCACGGACUUUUGUUGUGAAGGUUGUCGCCGGUUUGCCAUCAGGCAUUUUCCAGGUGAUGUUUUCCAUCAUUGCAUUGGAGUUCUUCAAGCUGCAACCUGAGCAGAACGGCUAUCUCAUGGCUUAUUUUGGCAUCGUCCAGAUGGUUAUUCAGGGAGCUGUGAUCGGUCGGCUCACAGCGAGGUACUCCGAGAACUCGCUGCUGCUUCUGUCCAUUGGAGUUUCUUCUUUGGUUGGAUUGGGUCAGGCUUACAUGCAGAAUGUGUUCCAGUUCUGUCUCACCGUGGUCCCGAUGAUGUUUUCUCUCAGUGUGUUUAAUGUCAUCACGGAUAGCAUGCUCACCAAGAGCGUACCGUCCUCUGACACAGGCACAAUGCUGGGACUGUGUGCGUCCGUCCAAUCUCUGCUUCGCACAGUCGGGCCGACUGCUGGAGGCUUCCUGUACGUGAACUACGGCAUUUCCUCUAUAGGUCUUAUCCAGUUCGUUGUGAAUAUAGCUGUGUUUGUGCACCUGCUGCAGCGUCGCCUCAAGAAGACAACAGAGCAAAAGGAAUGAGGUUGUUAGAAAAAAGCUUCUCCAUAAAAUGAACAAAGGAGGAUGGAAAUCAGUGUUUGAUUUUAUGCACAAUCAUUUGUACAGUUACUUAUAUUUAAAAGUACUUUGUUGCAGUUUACAUGAUGAGAUAAGGUCAAGUCUUUCUAGUUCAUUAUUCAGAUUUAUUUUUGCUCUGCUGUUUAAGCUGUGAUUGAGGUUCAGGACCAAACCACUAGAUGGAAGCAAAUCCUCUAUUUUACCUGACUUUUAUUUUCCAGGGUUCAUCAUACUGAGAUUUCAUUAAACCUCAUCAAAUAUUAUUAAAUAUUGGACCAAUCCAUAUUACUCCUAAUUGAGGAUAGUUAUAUCAGAAGAAUUUUUAAUAUGUAAUGAAAACAUUUAUUUAAUUAAACUUUUUUUUUUUUUAAA
Messenger RNA from Dicentrarchus labrax (European seabass), 2189 nucleotides. RefSeq names its product solute carrier family 22 member 18 (gene slc67a1). NCBI's taxonomy places the organism in Eukaryota, Metazoa, Chordata, Actinopteri, Moronidae. Gene Ontology annotation, molecular function: transmembrane transporter activity. Bases 507 to 1781 code for a protein of 424 amino acids. Gene Ontology annotation, biological process: transmembrane transport. The record is from RefSeq and is a predicted model, not a curated record. The transcript has 10 exons.